Morone saxatilis (striped sea-bass) is the source of this 4046-nucleotide messenger RNA. RefSeq names its product tumor protein p53 binding protein, 2a (gene tp53bp2a). The transcript has 24 exons. Bases 396 to 3950 code for a protein of 1184 amino acids. Gene Ontology annotation, cellular component: nucleus. Gene Ontology annotation, molecular function: p53 binding. Gene Ontology annotation, biological process: regulation of apoptotic process; signal transduction. NCBI's taxonomy places the organism in Eukaryota, Metazoa, Chordata, Actinopteri, Moronidae. The record is from RefSeq and is a predicted model, not a curated record.
AUGUGAGUUUAAUCUGCUGCUUGUUGUCCUACUGAACAACCCUGGCCGUGGAUGUUUUAAAAACGAACUUUUGUUUCCCACAAGUUUGCGAAAAGGGGUACGUUUGAUUUCACACACAGUAGAAUGCAGUUGGGGGUGUUUUCUGCUCCCAAAACGAGGCGGAGCUUAAAUUCCUAAGUGGACUGAGUUUCCUCCCGGUACGUCACUCUGGGAUAGGCUGCGAGCUGUCGAGCAACACUGUCAGUCAACGGGGUUUCGGAACAGGACCCCGCCGCGCAGGAGGAGAAAGUAUAGCCUUACCCGACCGCGGGUUUAGGCUCCGGGAUUAAAGUGAUCGCCAGUCCCGCAGCUUUCUUUCGUCGAAACUGGGAUUCGUGCUGUGUUUGGUUAGCUAAAUGCGGUACGAAGCUAAAAUGAUGCCGAUGUUCCUGACAGUAUACCUCAGUAACAAUGACCAGCAUUUUACUGAGGUUCCCGUUACCCCGGAGACGCUGUGCCGGGAUGUGGUGGAGUUGUGCAAGGAGCCAGGGGAGACGGACUGCCACCUGUCCGAGAUGUGGCGUGGAUCUGAGCGAGCUGUAGGUGACGGGGAGAGGAUGUUGGAUGUGCUCCAACGAUGGGGACAGCACAGGGCAGAGGUGCGCUUCUUUCUGCGCCACAAUCGAGCUCCUAGCAGGGAAUCGGGUGGGUCGAGAGGCUCCGAGCCGAAGAGGAAUGGAGUAAAGGGUCCUCCAGAUAGAAGAAUGGAGAAUGGGGUGGCGACACCCCGCAUGGACAUGACGCUGGCCGAACUGCAAGAGAUGGCUGCCAGACAACAGCAACAGAUAGAUGCUCAACAGCAGCUCCUCGCUUCCAAGGAGCAGCGGCUGCGCUACUUGAAGCAGCAGGAGCAGCGUCAGCAGCAGCAGGCCUCUGAGCAGGAGAAGCUGCAGCGCCUCAGAGAGAACAUUGAGAACCAGGAAACUCGGCUCAAGAAGGUCCGGGCCCUCAAGGGCCAGGUGGAGCAGAAGCGCCUCAGCAAUGGCAAACUGGUGGAGGAGAUAGAGCAGAUGAACAACCUGUUCCAGCAGAAGCAGAGAGAACUAGUAAUGGCUGCGUCCAAGGUGGAGGAGCUCAACCGACAGCUGGAGUUGCUCAAAAAUGGCAAAAUGGACAACUUCCAUGACAACCAGACCUCUGUGGCUGAACUAGACCGCCUCUACAAGGAGCUACAGCUGAGGAACAAGCUCAACCAGGAUCAAAACUCUAAGUUGCAACAGCAGAGAGAGAGUCUAAACAAGCGCAACCUGGAGGUGGUUUCCAUGGACAAACGGAUCAGUGAGCUCCGAGAUCGGCUGUGGAAGAAGAAGGCAGCGCUGCAGCAGAAAGAGAACUUGCCUCCUCAGAUGCCCCAGUAUUCAGAGGGCACCCAUGCCAAUAAUGGCUAUCCUGGUAAAGAGAGGGCUUCAAAAGACACUCAUCUUCAGCUGCCCUCUGAUGGCCAAGCCGGACAGCAGUCAGGCCCGUCUCGCGUGGCAGCGGUCGGCCCAUACAUCCAGUCGUCCACCAUGCCCCGGGGCCCAGUGAGGCACGACCUGCUUGUAAAACCAGCCUACCCAGACGGCACUGCCACGCUUCCAGUCCACGACCCGCAGAGCAAGGCCGGCACAGCAGGAGCAAAGGAGUCUCGGAUACCUGCUGGUUGCGAUGUCACUCUGAGCUCAGAAGAAGCCAUGUUCUUGCUUAAGCCUCUGAAAGAGCUGCGGGCUAAGAGAAAAGGCCUUCAGCCUUCCAAACUGGCAGACUGGGGCUCAUCAACUCCAGAGUUCAACACCAAUGGUCAUGGUCCAGCUUCAACACUGCCACGAAUGACCUCUCACUCCAGCUCUAACACAGAACAAGAUGAGACGGAACUGAAGAGGGACAGGAAGGUGCGUCCAUUAUCCAUGUUUGAGCCAACGGAGGCUCCCGCCACAUCCCUCCGCAAAAACCAGAGCAGUGAUGACCUGGUCAGGGACGCUCAGUCUGCUUCCAAGGCUCCAGUUAAGGUGCCUCCUCCUGUCCCCACCAAACCAAAAGGGCCUGGUGUCGUGCCCUACGGCAAACCAGGCCUCAACACAGGCACUUUCCCUAAAACUAAGCCCCACAACCAGCAACCCCAGGCUGCCCAGGGCCGCAGCCCUCUCCCACCCUCACAGAGCCAGACACUCCCCCUACCUUCCAAGCAAGACACUCCACCUGCAGCUACGGUACGGCCAUUCACCCCGGAGCUGCCCUCCUCUAAAGACUCCAGCAUGACUAAGCCCCAGACCUUAGCGGCCAGCUCCAUUUACUCCAUGUACACGCAGCAGCCUGGCUCAGGGAAGCCCUUCCAGCCUGGUGUGCAAGGCGCUCUCAACCGAUCUCAGAGCCGCACCAAUGGAUUUGUCAGUGUGUACGGUAAACCAGUGAUCCCCGGUGGAGGCUCCCUACAUCCAGAGAACCCUUACCAGGACCGUCGCUCCCCUGCACUAGAAUCUGAGGUAGACCACAAUGGAGCCAACAACAUGGGUCCCAGCCCGUCUGAGGGCCCCCAUCCAGAAACUGAGCGGAUCCCCCGGCCCCUCAGCCCCACCAAGCUGCUUCCCUUCAUUUCCAACCCCUACAGGCAUCAGAGUGAUGGUGACCUGGAAGCCCUGAGAAAGAAGCUCUACAAUGCCCCGAGGCCCUUAAAGAAACGCAGCUCCAUCACUGAACCAGAGGGUCCUGCAGGGCCCAACAUUCAGAAACUCCUCUACCAGAAGACCACACUGGCAGCUAUGGAGACCACUGUGACAGCACCAACCACUCCCACCUAUGCCGGUGAAGCAGAGAAGGCGGCGGAGGGAUCUGUGGGUCCACAUGUUCCAACUCCUCUAAGUGGUGUAGAAACCCACCCAUCGGAGACAGGACAGACUCUGGAGGGAGGACAGCUCCCGUCUCACAUCCCGGGUGCUAACGUCCCCGUUCCAGCCCCCGCCGAACAGACCAAACCACCUUCAGCCAUCCCAGAGAGCGAGCACAUUAUCCCCCCUCCUCCCCCAUCCCACCCGGCCCCGAAGCCAGACGACGCUCUUUUCCCACCGCCACCCCCUGCUGGCUUGGAGGAUGUAAUGCCCAACCUGCCCCCACCGCCUCCAGAAGGCUUCCUGGAAGAGUUCCCCCCCUACCCACCACCGCCAUACCCCAGUGGAGGAGAGCAGGACAGCUUGGGAGAGGACACCUUUAACAUGAAGGCGCCUGAGGUCACCGGCCAGGUCCCUCUGCCACCGGGGAAGAGGACCAACUUGCGCAAACUUGGCUCUGAACGCAUCGAUCACAGCAUGAGAGUGAAGUUCAAUCCACUGGCUCUGCUGCUGGACUCGUCUCUGGAGGGAGAGUUUGACCUGGUCCAGAGAAUCAUCUAUGAAGUGGAGGAUCCCAGUCUGCCCAACGAUGAAGGCAUCACUGCUCUACAUAAUGCUGUCUGUGCUGGACAUACAGAGAUUGUCAAGUUUCUGGUUCAAUUUGGUGUCAAUGUCAAUGCUGCCGACAGUGACGGCUGGACUCCUCUUCACUGUGCUGCAUCCUGCAACAAUGUGCAAGUGUGCAAGUUCCUGGUGGAGUCUGGUGCCGCAGUGUUUGCUAUGACUUACAGCGACAUGCAAACGGCAGCUGAUAAAUGUGAAGAGAUGGAGGAGGGCUAUACCCAGUGCUCUCAGUUCCUCUAUGGUGUGCAAGAGAAAAUGGGCAUCAUGAACAGGGGUGUGGUCUACGGUCUGUGGGACUACGGUGGAGAAAACUCAGAUGAGCUGCCAUUCCGCGAGGGAGACUGCAUGAACAUCAUCCGCAGAGAAGACGAGGACGAGAUUGAAUGGUGGUGGGCGCGCAUUGGUGACACCGAGGGUUACAUUCCCCGCAACCUCCUUGGGCUCUACCCCAGAAUAAAGCCAAGACAGAGAACCCUGGCUUAAAACACAAAGAUCAGUGCACAUUCCAGUCAGCCAGAACUCUCCAAAACACACACACACACACACACACACACACACACACACACACACACACACCCU